AUGGCAGACCAUACUUUGCCAAUAAACAACGCUCCUACUAUUAAGAUCGCUGAGGACCUCCAUCCCAUCCGUUCAGAGCCAUCCCGUUCCCGGACAUAUGCUAGAGCUGAAACGAGCAGCCUCGCUGGUGGAGUAUUUAACACCCGAAGCCUCUCCCGCAGUUCUGCAGAGAGGAGGAGCACUUCUCGCGCGCGCCAUGACCGCUACCCAGAUGCCGGCGGGGAUGCUGAGGAGGGUGAGGAGUGGCAGCCUGAGCAGGGGCGGACCAAGCAGGUGUUUCGCGGCAAGACCCUCCUCUGGUUGGCAUAUCAGUCCAUCGGAGUAAUCUACGGUGAUAUUGGAACAAGUCCCCUCUACGUGUACUCUUCAACCUUCGCCUCGGGCGAACCCUCUUACAAUGACCUCGUUGAAGUCCUAUCCGUCAUCAUCUGGUCGCUCACGAUCAUGGUCACAUUCAAAUACGUGUUGAUCAUCCUACAUGCCGAUAACGAGGGUGAAGGUGGAACUUUUACUAACGUCGCCAAGGCGAAUAUCACGGAGCGAGACCCCCGAGAACAGCAGAUGGUGAGGAUGGAACGACAUCUCUCACAAAACUUGAAGCCGUCAAAUCGAGGUAUUCGGUCUACCAUCGAGAAGAGCAUGUUUACCCGUGGUCUGCUCAAAUUCAUUGGUGUCCUGGCAGUCUCCAUGGUUAUGGCGGACGGCGUCUUGACUCCUGCCCAGUCAGUCCUCGGCGCCGUUCAGGGUAUCACCGUUGUGCAGCCUUCGCUGUCGAGUUCGGCCGUUGUCGGCACGUCUUGCGGCAUAUUGAUCGUCUUGUUUCUGAUCCAGCCCCUCGGCACAACGAAACUAGCAUCUUCGUUCGCGCCGAUAGUUAUUAUUUGGCUGGCUUUCAACUGUGGGUUCGGGAUCUACAAUCUGGUCAACUACGAUCACACUGUCCUUAAGGCUUUCAACCCCUAUUACGCUAUCCACUUCUUCGUGGAACGUAAAACCGAAGGAUGGAAGAUGCUGGGAGGGAUCCUGCUUGCAUUCACCGGAGUCGAGGCACUCUUUGCAGACCUUGGAGCGUUCAGCUUGCGGGCCAUCCAGCUGAGCUGGUGCUGCUACACAUAUCCAUGCUUGCUUGUGGCCUACAUCGGACAGGCUGCAUACAUCAGUAUCCAUCCCGAUGCAUACUCGAAUCCAUUCUACAAAUCCGUGCCCUCAGGAUGGCUAUACCCUAGUCUCAUUAUUGCCAUUUUAGCUGCAAUUGUGGCCUCGCAAGCUAUCAUCACAGCUACAUUUCAGCUUCUGAGCCAGAUUAUGAAACUCUCCUACUGCCCACAAGUCAAAGUCGUCCAUACAUCUAAAACGUUCCACGGCCAGUUAUACGUACCCUUUCUCAACUGGCUCCUGAUGUGCGGCACGAUCCUCGUGACAGCGGUAUACAGCAACACAACUCGCCUUGGAAACGCUUACGGUGUGUGCGUCAUGUUUGUGACGUUCUUUGAUACAUGCAUGGUCACGCUCGUAGCGCUGAUUGUCUGGCGGCUGUCGCCGUUCCUCGUUAUCGUACCGUGGCUGGUGUUCGCUUCGGUGGACGGACUGUACAUCUCGUCUGCGUUGAUCAAGGUUCCAGAAGGGGCGUGGUUCACGCUCACAGUGUCCGGCAUCUUGGCCUGCAUGUUCCUGCUGUGGCGCUUUGGCAAGGAGAACCAGUGGCGAGCUGAGGCGGAGGACCGCUUCAAGCCCAGCUCGCUCGUCAUGAAAGGCGAAGAGGGCCAGCUACGACUUACACCGAAAUGGGGCGGCGAUCCAUUGUCUAAUGUCCGGGGUUUUGGUGUCUUCUUCGACAAGACCGGUGUCCUGACACCGGCCGUCUUCACCCAGUUCGUGAGCAAGUUCGUCGCCAUCACCGAUGUCACGGUGUUCUUUCACCUGCAUCCGGUAGAAACCCCGAGCAUCCCCGACGAGGAGCGCUAUGUCGUCUCGCGCUUUACGACUAUCCCGGGCUGUUAUCGGAUGAUCAUCAGGCACGGCUUCAUGGAUGAAGUCAUCAGCCCUGACCUGGCGGCUUUGAUCUAUGAGAAGGUGCGAGGGUAUGUGAUCCGUCAGGCAAGGUCAGAUUUGCCAGACGACGGCUUCGAUACCCUCAACAGCAGCCGAAAUGUCACUCCCUUCAAGAAUAGCGAGACUGGAUUAGAGAGCGAAGAGCAAACAUCCAGCGGCGCUACGGAGAGUUCCCAACAACCUAUUGACGAGAAGCGGACGCCGAUUGAACUUCGAGACGAGAGCGUGGCGGCCGAACUUGCCCGCCUUGACCGCGCAUAUGCUGCGAAGAUCAUGUACGUUGUCGGCAAGGAGCAGAUGCAUAUUCGCUCGCAGACUCGGAUCUUCCGGCGCGUUCUGUUGUCGGUGUUUCUAUGGAUUCGUGACAACACACGAGCCAAGAUUGCCAAUCUCCGCCUGGCGAUGGAUCGUGUUGUCGAGGUCGGAUUCGUGAAGGAGAUAUGA
Molecule: messenger RNA, 2496 nt
Organism: Phaeoacremonium minimum UCRPA7
Lineage: Eukaryota; Fungi; Ascomycota; Sordariomycetes; Togniniales; Togniniaceae
Product: putative potassium transporter protein
Exons: 6
Coding region: 1-2496 (831 amino acids)
Biological process (GO): potassium ion transmembrane transport
Cellular component (GO): membrane
Molecular function (GO): potassium ion transmembrane transporter activity
Source: RefSeq, a predicted model, not a curated record